AGCCCGCCCUCUUCCGCUGCGGCCGUGGGAAUGGAAACAUCUGCCCCACGUGCCGGAAGCCAGCUUGCGGCGAUGACGGCGCGCCGCUCCGCGUCCUACCGCGCCGAAGCCCCGCGGGUGUCAUCGCGAGACGGGCUCGCCGACAUGGCCGCGUCCAGUCAAGGAAACUUUGAGGGAAAAUUGGAGUCACUGGACCUUGCAGAAUUUGCUAAAAAGCAGCCAUGGUGGCGCAAGCUGUUUGGGCAGGAAUCUGGGCCCUCAGCUGAAAAAUAUAGCGUGGCAACGCAGCUGUUAAUUGGAGGUGUCACUGGAUGGUGCACGGGUUUCAUAUUCCAGAAGGUUGGAAAGUUGGCUGCAACAGCUGUAGGAGGUGGAUUUUUUCUCCUUCAGCUUGCAAACCAUACUGGUUACAUCAAGGUUGACUGGCAGCGAGUGGAGAAGGACAUGAAGAAAGCCAAGGAGCAGCUGAAGAUCCGUAAGAGCAGCCAGAUACCUACGGAGGUCAAAAGCAAAGCAGAGGAGGUCGUGUCAUUUGUGAAGAAGAACGUUCUAGUGACUGGGGGAUUUUUCGGAGGCUUUCUGCUUGGCAUGGCAUCCUAAGAAGGACAACUUCACUUUUGUGAUUCCUGUUUUCUCCAGCCAGCUGCCUCUGCACUCCAUCAUAAGACGUCAGGUCUCUCCUGCUUCUCCUCUUUCUCCAUGACUUCUGCCGUGGCGUAUCCGAAUGGCUCCUGUAGACAUCUGUCGGUACAAGCUGACACGGCCCCGCUGUGAGCUUGGUGGCAACGGAAGAGCCCAUAGGCGUUAGCUCUACUCCCUGCACACUCCCCACUUACUAACCUGUAGGUCAACAAAAACGUUCCUUUCCCCUCCCGUAUAAGAUGCGUAACAGAGCUUGGUACGCAAGAUGGCUCACCUUGGAGGAUGAGUGGAUCCUCAAAGGUUGCCCUGAACUUGAUUUGGGAAAAAAAAAUCGCAAACGUAUAGAUACCUGAUGUGCUGCAUGGAAAGGAACUGAAUACAUUUGCCUUUAAGCAUGAAAGACUUGGUAUCUUGGUGUCUCCUUUCUUUUUUAGUUGGUUUUAGAUUACAGAAAGAGAGUUGUUUAUAUACUUGCUGUAAGUAUCCUGACAAAAUGGCAGCAUAAGCCCUAGCAUCGAAAAAUCUGAAUAUGGAAUGAACUUGUGCUAAAGGUAUAUGUGUGCUGAGCUGAGGGUAUUGUGUUUGGUGGGAAGGUCUUGAGGGAAACCAAGUAUCAUAGCUACGUCAUCGGAUGGUCAGACUUAUGAAUCAUUUAGGGACAUGAAGAUCUUAUCCAGGGACGUUUUCCAGCAUCCAGCAACUCGUGGCUGUUUCCAGAGGGGUUUUUCUCAUGGCAAAAUAAGUGACUACGUAGGAGAGGUAAGAAGCUCUUGGAUUUUUAUUUCA
Canis lupus familiaris (dog) is the source of this 1428-nucleotide messenger RNA. It is a transcript of the gene FUNDC2, whose product is annotated as FUN14 domain containing 2. The transcript is spliced from 5 exons. Bases 31 to 600 code for a protein of 189 amino acids. NCBI's taxonomy places the organism in Eukaryota, Metazoa, Chordata, Mammalia, Carnivora, Canidae. Gene Ontology annotation, biological process: autophagy of mitochondrion. The record is from RefSeq and is marked provisional. Gene Ontology annotation, cellular component: mitochondrial outer membrane.